AUGAAUUGCACCAUAGUCUUACUGCUGUUCACACUUAUAUUCUCCAUGCACUUCACUGAAGCUUCUCAUCCUCACAGACGCCAUAUGAAUGUAUCACAUGUUGCCAAAGGUAAAUUUAUGACAUUUUAGGCUUUUUUAUAUCAUAUUGUUACAAAAGUCAAAUUUUUCAAAAAUUUUCGUUUUUUUAGAAAAAUGUGUCAUGAUGACAUAUUUUUUAAAUUUAUGACAUUUUUAGGCCUACCUGUGUUAUAUUGUCCUAAUAACAGUAUUUUUAAAGUUUUUUUGGUUUUGAAAAAUUGUGUCAUGAUGACAUAUUUUUUAAAUUUAUGACACUUUUGAACUUAUGACUUUUUUUAAAACUUCAUGAUUGUCUUAUGGUAAAACAAGAUAAUUAGGUCAAUAAAUUAGGCUAAAAGUUUUUAAUUCAGAAUCCAUAUCAAGAAAGCUGCUGGACACCCUAUUUGUAUCGUAUGAUAAGCGUAUUCGACCGUACGCUGAUAAAAGAUCGGCCGUCCGAGUACAUAUGACUAUUGUACUUGGCAUUCUAAUUGAAAUGGUAGGUAGCAUUUUGUGUCCAUUUUUUGUGAAAUACGUUGUUUUUUGAUAUGAUAUACACAGUAAUGUAAACUAAUUUCAGCGUGAAAACGAACAAGUUGCAGCUUAUGUCAUAUCACAUAUACAGGUAAAAUACGACGUGAUUUGUUUGACUUUUUUUUAAAAAACGUUGCAAAAUCUAAAUUUUAUAACAUCAAGUUUAGAGACUACUGUAAAAAAAUUAAAUUUUAGCGUUGGCACGAUCCUAAGCUAACAUGGGACCCCGCAGAGUAUAAUGGUACUAAAGAGAUGAUCAUACCUCAGUCAAUGCUAUGGUUACCUAAAAUGUUUGUAUAUAAUAGGUAGGAUAUCCUUGCCUUGCCUUGCGCUAGCCUUGCCCUGGCCUUGCCCUGGCCUUGCCCUGGCUGCCCUGGCCUUGCCCUGGCCUUGCCCUGGCCUUGCCCUGGCCUUGCCCUGGCCUUGCCCUGGCCUUGCCCUGGCCUUGCCCUGGCCUUGCCCUGGCCUUGCCCUGGCCUUGCCCUGGCCUUGCCCUGGCCUUGCCCUGGCCUUGCCCUGGCCUUGCCCUGGCCUUGCCCUGGCCUUGCCCUGGCCUUGCCCUGGCCUUGCCCUGGCCUUGCCCUGGCCUUGCCCUGGCCUUGCCCUGGCCUUGCCCUGGCCUUGCCCUGGCCUUGCCCUGGCCUUGCCCUGGCCUUGCCCUGGCCUUGCCCUGGCCUUGCCCUGGCCUUGCCCUGGCCUUGCCCUGGCCUUGCCCUGGCCUUGCCCUGGCCUUGCCCUGGCCUUGCCCUGGACUUGCCCUGGCCUUGCCCUGGCCUUGCCCUGGCCUUGCCCUGGCCUUGCCCUGGCCUUGCCCUGGACUUGCUUUGGCCUCCGUACUCGACCUUACCCUACAAAACCUUGUUACGUACCGCACUCUGUCUUACUAUUACCUACAACCUAUUUCAGUAUGGACACAAAAGACAUGUUAUCAGAUGACAAAUACGACGUCCGAGUACAAUCUGAUGGCAGAGUAAAAAUCAACAUUCCCCAGUACGUGACCUGUAUAUGCCGGUUGUAUAUAGAACAGUUUCCAUUUGAUACACAAUACUGUGCUGUGGCAUUAGCAUCACCAUUACUUACUAUUGAAGAGAUGGAUGUCUAUUCACAUCCACCACCUAAAGACUCAUAUUUUGCGGGUAACGCCGAAUGGCACUUGACUAACGUAUCAGUACGGCACAUGAGCUUCAGAGAGGAGGGAGAGUAUCGGGCAGAGGUAAGAUUUUUUUUUAUUUUUUAAAUUUUUUUAAAAAUUUAAAAUUUAAAAAAAAAAAUUUUAAUUUUAAAAAUUUUAAUUUUUUUUUAAUAUUUAUGAAAAUGCACUUUAAAAUUUCAGGUUCAUUACAUCUUCCAGCUAAGGCGACGACCAAUUUUCUACAUUACAGUAAUCGUCGUACCAAUAUUUUUGAUUUCAGCAUUGAGUAUAUUAGGUAUUUUCACUCCUAGUGCUGAUAAUGGCCCGAGAAACGAAAAGGUACAAUAUUUUUAUUUAUAAAUCGUAUUUUAUAAAAAAUUUUUAAAUUUAAAAAAAAUGUCAAGAACUUUCUUUACAAAACAAAAAAUGGCAAGAACUUUCUUUACAAAACAAAAAGUAGCAAGAACUUUCUUUACACAUCAAAAAAAAGCAAACAAUUUCUUUACAAAUCAUAAUAACGUUCCUAUCGCAUAACAUGUCACUUUUAAUCCGCAAAGUUUCAACCUUUAAUGAUUUGUUACCUAAAAAUCAAUUUUUCAAAAAAAAAUUUAAAAAUAAAAAAAAAAUUUUUUGAAAUUUUAAAAUUUUAAAAACAAAGUUCAAAAAUUUUGGCAAAGCUAAAAAAUCGUUUUAAACUUUCAAUUUUCAGGUAUCCCUUGGCCUAGGCAGUUUACUAUCAAUGACAGUAAUUCUCGGUAUCUUGGCUAGUGCCAUGCCCAAAAGUAACUCCAUCCCCCUCCUUGGCUACUACAUUCUAGUAGUAAUCAUACUCUGCGCCGUCGCCGUCGGUCUUUCAAUGUGCUUUCUCACGAUGAGUCGAAAACUGGUCGAACGUUCCCGAGUACCAUCUCAGUUCACCUACCGUACCAUGUUUCUACAGCCAAAGAACUUUACGGUAAAAAGCGUGCCACGCCACUCGAUAUUCAGGCCGUCGUUAUCACUGGUCGUGAAUAAUAUUAACGGUGUGAAUCAGAAUGGCACGGCGAAUGGGUCGAUUAAAGGACAGCCGGAGAAUAAGCAUAACAUUGACAUUAGUCUACUGAAACAUGAAAUCAUACGAGAUCCGCUGGUGAGGCAGAGUAAUAGUGUUGAUACUCCGGAUAAUACGUAAGUAGGGGUUGGUAGGAGUAAGAAAAAAACCGAAUAAAAGAAAAAAUGAGGGGGGAGGGGGGUGAAAGAAGAGUAAUUUUUUGAUGAAGUUUUUUUUAUUGAAAAUACCUUACAUUUAAAAAAUUUUUUUUGAAGUGUGGGGUAAAAAAAAAUUUUUUUUUCAAUUAGGGGUAGAUUUUUAAAAAUUGUGGGGUGAAAGAAUUUUGAAUUUUUAUUUUUCUACAAGGGCAGUUUUUUAAAUUUUAAAAAUGAUUUUUUUGUGUUUUUAGAAGCAUUGGAUCAGGAACAACAAGAUUUCAAUUCGACGACUUGAACAAAAUUUAUCGACUGGUAAAAUAUUUGGCCGAAGAAAACCGAUCAUUAAAAAGAAAACAGGAAAGGAAGAAGUUGAGAGAUAUGGUAAGCCUAGCAUAAUGCAAAAAGUAAAUUUUACACUAGGCUAGGAUGAGGUACAAUAGAAAUGGGUAGAAUAAAGUAACGCGUAAAAGGGUAGGGUACGGUAAAGCAAGGUACGAUAAGAUAGGCAAAGAUGGAAUAGGGCAAGGCAGGCAGGGUAAAGGCAAGGCAAAGGCAAGGCAAAGGCAGGGCAAAGGCAGGGCAAAGGCAGGGCAAAAGCAGGGCAAAGGCAAGGCAAAGGCAGGGCAAAAAGGCAAGAUAGAGCAUCACAUUUUUUAAAAUUUAUAUAGGGUAGGGUAGGGUAAAAAAUUUGUCUAUAAUUUAUAUUUUCAGAUAGAAAAAGAAUGGGCGAGAGUGUUCAGUAGACUGGACUACAUUUUGUUGACUAUAUUUCAAUCACUGAAUGCUGUAGCACUGCUAUUCUUUCUUCAAUUCGCUUGGGUUGCUCCGCCGCCAAUUCGUGAACCAUUGGUAUAA
This is a messenger RNA of Bursaphelenchus okinawaensis, 3766 nucleotides long. The record is from the annotation of a GenBank genome assembly. Lineage: Eukaryota; Metazoa; Nematoda; Chromadorea; Rhabditida; Aphelenchoididae.